Molecule: messenger RNA, 2164 nt
Organism: Diorhabda carinulata
Lineage: Eukaryota; Metazoa; Arthropoda; Insecta; Coleoptera; Chrysomelidae
Product: neuroguidin
Exons: 4
Coding region: 244-1140 (298 amino acids)
Biological process (GO): maturation of SSU-rRNA from tricistronic rRNA transcript (SSU-rRNA, 5.8S rRNA, LSU-rRNA)
Cellular component (GO): small-subunit processome; nucleolus
Source: RefSeq, a predicted model, not a curated record
GUCUUUUAUUUGUCAGUUAAAUGAAUUGUAGAUAUGCUUAAAGCAAUUAUCAUUGAAUAUGUAACAGGUCAACUAUCUCGUACAAUCUAGAAUUGAAAAGAAAACCGAAACUGUGAAUAAAACUACUAGAAAAUGAAAAAAAAAACCUUCGUUAUUAAAAUAUAGCACGUGUAUUUAUAUAUAAUAUGUUAUUAUUAUUAUCGUUUGAUAUGAGUUUUUAAUUAGUACUUUAGUUUCACAAAAAUGGUGCAGGCUCCGGAUGUAAACAUGAACAAUGAAGAUUUACCACAAGCUUUAAUUCUUCUCAAUGAGAUGAAAGUAAGCUCUCAACAUGUAGCAACGCUAGUAGAUAAUAUGAUUCAAAAAGUGAGAAAAGGCGAACUAACAACUGAUCAGGGUUUAAGUUUCUUAGAAAUGAAGUAUAAUAUGUUACUUUCUUACCUCAUUAACUUAACUUAUGUAGUUUUGAGAAAGUCUUGUGGUGAAAAAAUAGAAGGUGACCCAUGUAUAGACAGGUUAGUAGAAAUAAGGACAGUCUUAGAAAAAGUAAAGCCAAUAGAUCGAAGACUGAAAUAUCAAAUUGAUAAAUUGGUAAAAACAGCAGUUAGCGGCCAGAGUGUAGAUGAUCCGACAAGAUUUAAAGCUAAUCCAGCGAAUCUGAUUGGGAAUUCAGAUGAAUCUGGUUCGGAAGAUGAUAGUGGGGAUGAAAAAGAAAGAAAAGAGGGUAAAAGUGGUGUUUAUGUGCCCCCAAAAUUAUCCGCCUUACAUUAUACUGGUGAUGAAACUUCUAAAGAGAGAACAAAAUUACUCCAAGAACGGUCGAAAAAACACGCUUUAUCAAGUGCUAUUAUGCAAGAUCUUCGUGAAGAGUACCUAGAUACUCCUGUAGAAGUUUCCCAAAGUAGUAGAGCCCAACAGGUAAUAUCCAAACAACAACAAGAAAGACAAGAAUAUGAAGAAGAAUAUAUGACACGUUUACCUGUUAGUAAAGCAGAUAAACAUAAGAAACGUCAAUUAACAACUUUAGGUACUUUAGGAGAUGAAAUUACAGAUUUUGAAAGAUCUAAUUCGAGCAGAAAAAGGAAAAAUAAAUUUACCAAUAAGAAAAAAGGUAAUUUUAAAAAAAGACGUUUCCAUUAAAAAUAACAAUUUUUUGUGUUAAUAUUAUUACUUUUUUGAUUUAAAAAUAAAAUGUAUUGAAAUAUUAGUUGAUAGAGAGCUUUUAAAAUUUCUAAAAAGUAUAUCGUUUGUUUGCUUUCAAUUUGAACUCACCCAAGUAAAUACUAUAUACUUUCCAUAAUGUGGAUUUUGAUAAUGAGCCAAAAAUCAUAUAAAUAAAUAUUUUUUACAGCUUUUCCUUUAAUUUUUUUGUAAUAUUUUUCAAAACUCAUUUCCAUUUAAAUGGUUUCUAGAAUGCUUGUCGCUCUGUAAUCAAAUCAGUUGCUCCUUUUCAAUUUUUUUUUUUUUGAUUAAAUAGUUUCCAACUAAGUGAUCAUGUGCAGCUUCUGUUCAGUAAUUUAUCUUAAUUUAGGAACUAGACAGUAAAAAAACAAAAUUUGCAUUCAAAUAUUUAUUUCAAAAUACAUUUGGGUUCUACUAUUAAAUAUAAUAUCUUUUGCCAUUCUUACAAACUGUUGUCACACUUUUGCGCCGUUAUCUUUUCAACUAAAUCAAAAGUAUCAAAGACAAAGUAAUUAUUAUUUUUAUAACAAAUAUAAAAUACCCUUUGAGACUAAAUUGCAUUAGUUGAAGGAGCCUUAAAUAAUCUAAUAAAAUGAAUAUUCAAGCACGAGCUUUUAAAUAUUACUUUAGAAUUAUUUUUAUUUGUUGGGUGGAAAAUAAUUAGAAACUACCUCGAAAAUAUAUAAAAAGAUUGGAUUAUUCAUUUUAAUGGACUAUAAAAUUGUUAUAAAUCGGCCACAGACUGUUAUAAACUUGUGUAUUACUGGUUUUUAUUAUAAACAAUAAUGUUAAUAAUAUAAUAACAUUGACAUUAUCAGAUAUCGCAAUAAUUAAUUAUUGAUUGUUAUAUGUAGAACUAUUUUCAAUAUUAUAAACUUUUGUUUUCUUUUCACUAGUUUUCUAUAUACGUUUAGGUUUUUUUAUGUAUUAAGUUUUUGUUUAUGUAUAAUUUUUAAGAAAAUAAACUAUUGCUUUUAAACUA